AUGGCUCGGCACAGGGAUUCUCGCUCACCAUCGCCAACAGGAAGCCACCACUCAUCGAGACGAAGCCGAAGGGAUGAUAAUGGCCGACGCGAUCGAGAUAGAAGAGAUGAUGUUAGAGGACAGAGGCGUUCUCGAAGUCCUGACUGUCGCGAACGUGAUCGGGAUAUGACUCGUAGAAGAGAUCGUUCAGUAGGGAGACUAAAUGAUGAUUACCAUAGAUCAGGUCGUCGUGAUAGAUCUCGAGAUCGCAGGAGCUAUGCUGAUAGGGAACGAUCACCGGAUAGGAGACGACGUAGAAGUCGAGAACGAGAUUACCGUGACAGGCGAGACGAUUCUUAUGAUGAUAGGGCACGAAGACGCCGCGAGGAUUCUACUGACUCAUGGUCCCGUAGCAGAGGAGACGAAAACCGCGGACAAACUCCCAGAUCAGAUGCUGGUGCAAAAGCUAAUGCUCCGAAAGCAUCAACACCCGCAGCGCAAACCGAGGAACAGAAGAAGGCAGAACGUCUAGCAAAAUUGGAAGCAUGGAAGAAGAAGAUGGCCGAAGACAAAGAGCGUAAGGAGAAAGAGUUGGCAGCAGGUGGGACUCGGAAGUUACUUGAUGCUAUAGAUCAAAAGGCCAAUGGAUCUCCAUCCCUAACCUCGCCAAAUUCUCCCGCAACUCCUGCAACUCCUGCGACACCAGGCGAUCUCGCACCUCCAACGAAUUAUGCUGGGAAAUUUGAUCCGAAGGCAAUAGCUAAAAAGGCAGUGGCUAGCUCGAGUAGUGCAACUACUCUUGGGAAAGAUUUACCAUUAAAGGAAUUGUCUCAAGCGUCCGCCACCUUAACUUCUACGGUCAAAGGAUUACAAGCUGACAAAAAGCCAACAGCUUUCAGCAGCACCUCAAAAGUAUCUGCGUUACCUAAGACGAGGGGAAACCUCAGUGUUUUUGGACUUGGAGCAAAAGUUACCGACAAUGAAAAGACAUCUCAGAAACGUGCCUUGGAUUUUGAUGAAGAUGAAGGGUCAAGAAAGAAAUUAGAAAAGCUACCAACCCUACCAAUGGCAAACUCCGAGGAAGAUGAUGCUGCGCUCGCUAACGGUGUUGAGGAACAAGAUGAUGACGAUGAUGCUGAUUUGGAAGCUGCCGGUACGGAGGAAGAGGCGGCAGCUGCUGCUAGAGCUGCGGCGGAAAAGCGGGAAGAAAGAUUACAAGAAGCCGAAGCUCAACCGCAUACACAUGGCGAUGUCCAAAUGGAAGAAGCCCCUCAACCCGAUCCUACCGCUAUGGAUGAAGACGAAGAAAUUGACCCAUUGGAUGCUUUUAUGGAAGAAAUGGGAGAUCCUUUCUCAUUGCCGAAAAACAAUGCAACUUUUAUCAAAGAUAAUAUCAAGAGUCAACCACAAGAACCGGAACCUUUGUUCGGAGACGAUGAUGUGGACCUAAAAGCCUUGGAUGCGGAUCCUGAUGAAAUUCUUGCAAUUGCAAAUAAAGCAAGGAAGAAGAAGGACAUUCCAACUAUCAACUAUAGUGCUUUGGAUCUUCCACCAUUCCGAAAAAACUUUUACACCGAACCAACAGAACUUGCAGAGAUGACGGAAGCUGAAAUUGCUGAUUUACGACUCGAACUCGAUGGCAUUAAAGUAGCCAGUAAGGAUGUUCCCAAGCCUGUACAAAAGUGGUCUCAAUGCGGUCUUGACGUCAAGUCUCUGGACGUUAUAACAAAACUAGGUUAUGAAAGACCUACAUCAAUUCAAAUGCAAGCCAUUCCUGCAAUUAUGUCUGGCCGAGAUGUCAUUGGAGUGGCCAAGACGGGAUCGGGUAAAACCAUCGCUUUCUUGCUACCCAUGUUCCGUCAUAUUCGAGAUCAACGACCGUUGAAAGGUUCUGAUGGGCCUAUUGGUCUAAUCAUGACUCCUACGCGAGAAUUGGCAACACAAAUUCAUAAAGAAUGUAAACCUUUCUUGAAAGCAAUGGGACUUCGUGCGGUUUGCGCUUACGGAGGUGCUAUUAUCAAAGACCAAAUCGCUGAUCUCAAAAGGGGCGCGGAAAUAAUUGUUUGUACCCCUGGAAGAAUGAUCGAACUAUUGGCAGCAAAUUCCGGUAGAGUUACGAAUUUGCAACGUGUCACAUAUGUCGUUCUAGAUGAAGCUGACCGCAUGUUUGACAUGGGCUUUGAACCCCAAGUUAUGAAAGUUUUUAACAAUAUUCGCCCUAAUAGACAAACCAUUCUUUUUUCAGCUACCAUGCCUCGAAUUAUGGAUGCACUGGCUAAGAAGACACUUCAAUCACCAGUAGAGAUUGUUGUUGGUGGAAGAAGUGUCGUUGCACCUGAAAUCACACAAAUCGUCGAAGUGCGAGAAGAAAAAGAGAAGUUUCACAGACUUUUGGAACUUCUUGGAGAACUUUACAAUACAGAUGAAGAUGCUCGAACACUAAUCUUUGUUGAUCGACAAGAGAAAGCUGAUGACUUGUUGAAGGACUUGAUGAGAAAAGGUUAUCCUUGUAUGUCUAUUCAUGGUGGAAAGGAUCAAGUUGAUCGCGAUUCUACAAUUGAUGAUUUCAAGGCUGGUGUGGUUCCUAUUAUGAUUGCUACAUCAGUAGCUGCUCGCGGUCUUGACGUCAAGCAACUUAAGCUCGUUGUCAAUUUCGAUGCACCCAAUCAUUUAGAAGACUAUGUCCACAGAGCUGGCCGAACUGGUAGAGCUGGUAACACUGGAACUGCUGUCACUUUCAUAACAGAAGAGCAAGAACAGUAUUCGGUAGGUAUCGCGAAAGCUCUUGAACAAUCUGGACAGGAGGUACCCGAUAGGCUUAAUGAAAUGAGGAAAUCAUACAAGGAUAAAGUCAAAAGUGGUGCUAAAAAGGAGAGUUCAGGAUUCGGUGGGAAAGGUCUCGAACGUUUUGAUGCUGAGCGCGAAGCUACUAAAGCUCGUGAACGUAAGAUACACAAAAUUAAUGGGGAGGAUGACGAGGAAGAGAAAGAAGAGAAGGAUGAUGAAGUCCUUCUCAAAGCUGCAUCAGUCGUUCAACCUGCUGCUUCUACUGCGCCUCCAAAGUUGCUUGGUGUGCCUAAAGGUAUCGAUCUCGACGGUGAUAUCAAAGUUCACCGCACUGAACCCGCAGCUACUACUGGCUCCAAACUCGAUAAAGUUACAUCAGCUAUUGAUGCCAUUAAUGCACGUCUUAAUAAAACUGGACAACUUCGUUCUGGUGUUCCAAUCGACAAUAAAGGACCUGACGCAGGCGCUUUCCAUGCAACAUUGGAAAUUAAUGAUUUCCCACAGAAAGCUAGAUGGGCAGUUACGAAUCGAACUAAUGUGGCGAAGAUUUUGGAAGCAACUGGUACUAGUAUUACGACUAAAGGAAGCUUUUAUCCGGCUGGGAAAGAAGUUCAGGCAGAUCCCAAAUUGUAUAUCUUGGUUGAGGGAGAUACAGAGGUGGUGGUGACAAAUGCUAUGAGGGAGUUGAUGAGGUUGUUGAAAGAGGGUACGAUGGCGGCGGCGGAUGCAGAGGGCAGAGCACCGGUUGGUGGAAGAUACACUGUUACUUAG
This is a messenger RNA of Botrytis porri, 3537 nucleotides long. RefSeq lists its product as uncharacterized. The record is from RefSeq and is a predicted model, not a curated record. Gene Ontology annotation, molecular function: nucleic acid binding; RNA helicase activity; ATP binding. Gene Ontology annotation, biological process: mRNA splicing, via spliceosome. Lineage: Eukaryota; Fungi; Ascomycota; Leotiomycetes; Helotiales; Sclerotiniaceae. Gene Ontology annotation, cellular component: nucleus. The transcript has 4 exons. Bases 1 to 3537 code for a protein of 1178 amino acids.